Rangifer tarandus platyrhynchus (Svalbard reindeer) is the source of this 1908-nucleotide messenger RNA. NCBI's taxonomy places the organism in Eukaryota, Metazoa, Chordata, Mammalia, Artiodactyla, Cervidae. The record is from the annotation of a GenBank genome assembly.
AUGGGGGACGAGUUGGACGGCGAAGGCCAGGCGCACGUCGGGGAUCCCGGCCAGGACGGCGCCGCGGCACCGGGCCCGCGGCGGGAGGAGGAGCAGGCAGCAGCGGCCGGGCUAUCGGAACCGGGGCCCUACGGAUACAUCCGGGCCGGCCUGUUCACCUCGGAGGUCUUCAAGCUGGAGCUGCAGAACGUGCCGCGCCACGCCAGCUUCAGCGACGUGCGGCGCUUCCUGGGCCGCUUCGGGCUGCAGCCCCACAAGACGAAACUCUUCGGGCAGCCGCCCUGCGCCUUCGUGACUUUCCGCAGCGCCGCCGAGCGCGACAAGGCCCUGUGCGUGCUGCACGGGGCGGUUUGGAAGGGCCGCCCGCUCAGCGCGCGCCUGGCCAGGCCCAAGGCUGACCCCUUGGCCAGGAAGAGGCGGCAAGAGGACCGGGGGGAGCUCUCCGCCGGCCCGGCCGCGUGCGUCGCCGACGUGGUGACCCCUCUCUGGGCCGUUCCCUACGAGGAGCAGCUGGAGCGGAAGCGGCAGGAGUGUGAGCAAGUGCUGCAGAAGUUGGCCAGGGAGAUCGGGAGCACCAACCGCGCCCUGCUGCCCUGGCUGCUCUCACAGAGGCACAAGCACAACAAGGCCUGCUGCCCGCUGGAGGGCAUCCGGCCCUCCCCCCAGCAGACCGAGUAUCGGAACAAAUGCGAGUUCCUGGUUGGUGUCGGCGUGGACGGGGAGGACAACACAGUGGGCUGCCGGCUCAGCAAGUACAAGAGCGGGACGUGUGCCGUGGCAGCCCCCUUCAACACCGUGCAUAUCCCUGGGGCCACCAAGCAGGUGGUGAAGGCGUUCCAGGAGUUCAUCCGGUCCACUCCCUACUCAGCAUACGACCCGGAGACAUACUCAGGUCACUGGAAGCAGCUGACCGUGCGUACCAGCCGCCGCGGCCAAGCCAUGGCCAUUGCCUACUUCCACCCACAGAACCUGAGCCCGGAGGAGCUGGCGGGGCUGAAGGCAUCUCUGGCGCAGUACUUCAUGGAGGGACCGGGCAAGGCCAGUGGGGUGACCUGCCUCUACUUCGUGGAGGAAGGACAGCGGUCAGUAGUCGGGACAGCUGGGAUGGUCUUCGUGAGGACUGUGACUGACUGCUCCUCUCGCACCCACAGAAAGACCCCCAGCCAGGAGGGCCUGCCUCUGGAGCACGUGGCCGGGGACCGGUGCAUCCGUGAGGACGUGCUUGGGCUGACCUUCCGCAUCUCCCCCCACGCCUUCUUCCAGGUGAACACCGCUGCGGCUGAGGUGCUCUACACGCUCAUCCAGGACUGGGCCCAGCUGGAUGCGGGCAGCACGGUGCUGGAUGUGUGCUGUGGCACAGGCACCAUCGGCCUGGCCCUGGCCCGGAAGGUGAAGAGAGUCGUGGGGGUCGAGCUGUCCCAGGAGGCUGUGGAGGAUGCACGGGUGAACGCCCUGGACAACGAGCUGAGCAACGUGGAGUUCCACUGUGGCAGGGCCGAGGAGCUAGUGCCCACCCUGGUGAGCAGGCUGGCCUCCCAGCAGCUCGUGGCCAUCCUGGACCCGCCCCGUGCCGGCCUGCACUCCAAGGUGGUCCUGGCUGUGCGCCGAGCAGAGAACCUGCGGAGGCUGCUGUAUGUGUCCUGCAACCCGCGGGCAGCCAUGGGCAACUUCGUAGAUCUCUGCAGGGCCCCGUCCAACCGCGUCAAGGGCACUCCCUUCCGGCCAGUCAAGGCUGUGGCCGUGGACCUGUUCCCUCAGACCCCGCACUGUGAGAUGCUCAUUCUCUUUGAGAGGGUGGAGCACCCCAAUGGUGCGGGGGCCCUGGAGCCCCACAAGUCUGUGGUCCAGACCCCACCAGCACCCCCAGGUGAUACCUCGCCGGAAGCCAGGGCCUCCCCAACUUCUUAG